GGAAACUCCGAAAUGGACUCCGAGCAGCGCCGCAAGCGGAAGCGCCUGGGCCGCUCCUACUCUCUGCCGGCCAAGUGCUACUACUUGUCGCGGAGGUCUCUUCUUCUCUGCUUCUCUUUCUUCGUCUUCCUCCUCUUCUUGUCCUCCGGCCGCUUCAGAACGGCGUCGUUCCGCCCCGUCAUCACCGCCUCCUCCACCACUCUCUCUCUCCUCUCCUCCACCGCGCACAACUCCGUUCUCGACUCGUUCGCUCACCGCAACGACGCGCCGCCGGUGAAGGUCCAAGAUCGGGUCUUGUUUCCCGACCACGUCCUCCUCAUCGCCGCCGGCCGGCUCGACGGAGAGCUGGACUGUGUUUACCGGAGAUUCAACGGCUCCGAUGAGGUUGCCUUCGCCGUCAAGCCGGUGCUGUCGACGGAGGCUUACGACGAGGCCCGGUCGAUCGUGCGGUGUCCGCUGCCGUUCGGGAACUACUCCUCCGCCGUCGAUUUGAGGCGGCGAGGCGGAAAACCCGACUGGACGGCGAGGAUUAAUUCGACGGUGGAUGCUGCUUCUCCUUGGGAUAAGGUCGUUUACGAGGCGGUUAUUGAUGACGACACGGCGGUUGUGUUUGUUAAGGGGCUGAAUCUUAGACCGCACAGAAAGUCCGACCCGACCCGACUCACUUGCCAUUUCGAGAUUGGCGGAGGGUUUGAGCUUGCCACGCAAGCAGUUACGGCAGCUCAGGAAGUUGUGAGGUGUUUGUUGCCGAAGAGCAUUAGCAACAACCCGGAUAAGGCUUCGGGUAUUCGGGUCACAAUCGGGUACAACACUGGGCAUCCUAGAGCUCCAAUCCAUGUGACUCUUCCUUCUGUGGCUACAUUACAUAGUCCAAAGCCCAGGUUAGUUAAGGAGAAGAAGCAUGAGCUUUGUGCCUGCACUAUGCUGUGGAACCAAGCCCCUGCGCUCAGUGAGUGGAUCAUGUACCAUGCUUGGCUUGGAGUCGAGAGGUGGUUCAUCUAUGAUAACAACAGUGAUGAUGGGAUUGAGGAAGUUGUUUCGGACCUCGAUUCGCAGGGGUACAAUGUCACUAGGCAGUCCUGGCCAUGGAUCAAGACUCAGGAAGCAGGGUUUUCGCAUUGUGCUUUGAAAGCGAGAGAGGAGUGUACUUGGGUUGGUUUCUUUGAUGUGGAUGAGUUCUUCUACUUCCCUAAGGAGUUCAGGAAACGUGGGAAGACUGGCAUUCCUGGCGAAAACUCCCUUGGGAAGCUGGUUUCGAAUUUUUCAAACUCGCCAACGUUUGCUGAGCUGAGGAUUGAUUGCCAUAGUUUUGGUCCGUCUGGGUUGAGCUCACAUCCAUCACAGGGAGUGACUGCAGGGUACACUUGCCGGUUGCAAAGCCCCGAAAGGCACAAGUCCAUUGUCCGAGCAGACUUGCUUGAUGUUACAUUGCUUAAUGUGGUGCACCAUUUCAGGCUUAGAGAGGGUUUUAGGCACCUGAAUGUGCCGGAAGGCGUUGCAGUGAUAAACCACUACAAGUAUCAGGUUUGGGAGACUUUCAAGGCCAAGUUUUACAGAAGGGUUGCUACAUAUGUUGUAGAUUGGCAGGAAGAUCAAAACCAAGGGUCCAAGGACAGAGCGCCUGGGUUAGGAACAGAGGCCAUUGAACCGCCGAAUUGGAGGUUAAGAUUCUGUGAGGUUUGGGACACUCGCCUUAAAGACUUUGUUUUGACUUACUUUGCUGAUCCUUCAACUGGGUCACUGCCAUGGGAGAGGAGGGCUCAACUUCGGUGACAAAUGCAUAGAAGACUGGGUGCUUUGGCCCUUGUAUAACAACAGAGUACACACACCAGCAGCUAUUCUUUUUCUUCGAUUCUUUUGCCCUUUCGUACCUGAUUUAUUUUUUCUUUCAUACACAUGCAUGGAGAUUAAUUACAGGAUUCUUACACUGUAAAUGUGUGACAAAAUGAAUUGAACUCUUCCUUUCUCAAUUUGUAACCAUGCUUGUAUAGUGUAGGAUAGAUUCAUUUGUUAAUUAAGAGUUAGUUAUAGUUUCUCUUCUCUAUUUCCUUGUGUCACUUUGAUCAUGUAUGUUCUUCAUUGUAGCCGACAUUUAAGUCUGUAUAUUGAGAAACAAAAUUAUAGCAAGU
Molecule: messenger RNA, 2129 nt
Organism: Fragaria vesca subsp. vesca
Lineage: Eukaryota; Viridiplantae; Streptophyta; Magnoliopsida; Rosales; Rosaceae
Product: UPF0392 protein RCOM_0530710-like
Exons: 1
Coding region: 13-1773 (586 amino acids)
Source: RefSeq, a predicted model, not a curated record